CUGCUUCUGCUACUGGUAUUACAGAUACUACUGCUAUUAGUACUGCAGAUACGACUACUGGAGGGCUGGCAGGUGUACAGUUCGGCGCAGGACUCUGAAGGUCGAUGUGUUUGUACAGUGGUUGCUCCGCAGCAGACCGUCUGUUCCAGAGAUGCUCGAACCAAACAGCUGCGACAGCUACUGGAAAAGGUGCAGAACAUGAGUCAGUCUAUCGAGGUUCUGGAUCAGCGCACUCAGAGAGAUCUGCAGUUUGUGGAGAAGAUGGAAGUUCAGCUUAAAGGUCUGGAAAACAAAUUCAAACAGGUGGAGGACGGACACGAGACCAACAUCGCCAGACAAUACAAGUCCAUCAAAGCCAAGAUGGAGGAGCUACGUCCGCUCAUCCCGGUCCUGGAGGCCUACAAGGCAGACGCUCUGCUGGUCCGACAGUUUAAAGAGGAGGCAGCGAAUGUGACAGAGCUGCUGGGAACACUGCAGGAGCAAAUGGGGGGUCUGGACUACCAGGAGCUCCACAGCCGAGUGAUGAGCCUGGAGGACCGACUGAGGGCCUGCAUGCAGAGGCUUGCUUGUGGGAAGUUGACGGGGAUCUCUGAGCCAAUCACCAUCAAGACAUCUGGAUCCAGAUUUGGAUCAUGGAUGACGGACCCGCUCGCUCCGGUUGGAGACAACAGAGUGUGGUACAUGGAUGGUUACCAUAACAACCGCUUUGUCAGGGAGUAUCAGUCAAUGUAUGACUUCAUGACGACAGAUAACUUCACAUCUCACCGCCUGCCUCACCCCUGGUCCGGUACUGGUCAGGUGGUUUAUAAUGGAUCCAUUUACUUCAACAAGUUUCAGAGUCACACCAUCAUCAAGUUCGACUUCAGCACGUCGCUUAUAAGCCGCUCGCGACAGCUCGACUUCGCUGGUUACAACAACAUGUACCACUAUUCCUGGGGGGGGCACUCCGACAUCGACCUCAUGGUGGACGAGGGCGGGCUUUGGGCUGUCUACGCUACCAAUCAGAAUGCUGGUAACAUCGUCCUUAGCCAGUUAAACCCAAACACUCUGCAGAUCAUCCGCAGCUGGACUACCAACCAUCCCAAACGCAGCGCCGGUGAGGCGUUCAUGAUCUGUGGAACCCUGUACGUCACCAAUGGGUACUCUGGUGGAACCAAAGUGUACUACGCCUACUCCACCAACUCCUCCACCUACGAGUACAUUGACAUUCCUCUGACCAAUAAAUACAGCCACCUGUCCAUGCUUGACUACAACCCUCGAGACAGAGCGCUUUAUGCCUGGAACAACGGCCACCAAGUUCUGUACAACGUCACGCUUUAUCACAUCAUCCAGUAA
Stegastes partitus (bicolor damselfish) is the source of this 1335-nucleotide messenger RNA. Its product is annotated as noelin-like. Bases 199 to 1335 code for a protein of 378 amino acids. The transcript has 6 exons. Gene Ontology annotation, biological process: signal transduction. Lineage: Eukaryota; Metazoa; Chordata; Actinopteri; Pomacentridae. The record is from RefSeq and is a predicted model, not a curated record.